This is a messenger RNA of Acytostelium subglobosum LB1, 3132 nucleotides long. RefSeq lists its product as hypothetical. Gene Ontology annotation, biological process: Ras protein signal transduction; positive regulation of GTPase activity. NCBI's taxonomy places the organism in Eukaryota, Evosea, Eumycetozoa, Acytosteliales, Acytosteliaceae. The coding region runs from base 1 to 3132 and encodes 1043 amino acids. Gene Ontology annotation, molecular function: guanyl-nucleotide exchange factor activity. Gene Ontology annotation, cellular component: plasma membrane. The transcript has 3 exons. The record is from RefSeq and is a predicted model, not a curated record.
AUGCAAGUGCCACUGGAAUCACCUCGAAAUGUCCGGUUCAACUCGAUGAGCAUGACAUACUCGGUGCCGCCCUCGCCAAACACCUCAUCGCCACCCUCACCCAUCCUGCGUCAUCAUCAAAGCCUGUCAAUACAUCCGACCAACAUUAACAUCAACACGCCCUCACCCAUCACUUCAUCAACAUCACCAUCAUCUGUAACAUUAAAAUCGUCCAACAACAGUGUAACACCGCCAUACAUCGUCGGCAACUCGAGCCCACUCGAGGGCAGCUCGCCGUCACAGACGCCACCCCUGUCGGCACAGGACCAGAUGCCAUCGUCGGCCUACUAUCCCAACCCGCAUCACAUAUCCAUCUCGAUCUUGGACAAGGAGUCUCGCCUGAGCACUGGCUCCGACAGCUUCAAUGCGUUCCCAGGCGAGCUCACCUCUAGCGGGUACAUCAACAAGCGAUCCAGUCUGUUCCUCAGCGUCCCACCCACGGCCACUGAGGGCGGCGUGGACAAGACUUCGACCAAGAAGGAACCAGAGAUUCCACUGUAUGAGCGCAUAAUGAUGCGCCUGUCUACGCUGGUCGAGUCGUGGCCAUGGCUCGUGCUCAUGGUGCUGUCCAUCCUCUUUAUUAUAUUCAUCGACGACGCUAUUGGUGCGGCGGGCUCGCUACGCACCGACGCACUUGACUACACAGUCCUGGCGCUGCGCAUAAUCAUCCUAAUCUUCUUCACAUUCGAUGUGGUGGCCAGCAUCAUCGUCUAUGGCAGCCACUACUACAGCUCGCUACCGCUACUCUUCUUGGACAUUGUGUCGAUACUCUCGAUCCUGCCCAGCAUCGUGUGCUUCUUCCUGGAGGAGCCACUGCCGUGGAAGCUACAGGUGUUGGUCAUUGGCCAGUACGGCCGUAUCAUCCGUUUGUGCGGAUCCUUCAUUCGCGUCUCCCUGAUAUCCACGCUCCACAGACGACUGUGGCGCAAUCGCAGGACAAGCAGCCAGGACAACCUCCAGGUGGAGGCCAGUAAACUGGGCGACAAGCUGAUGUUGGUCACUUUGAACAAGAUAGUGCUGCUAGUGCUUCUGGUGUACUUUGCCACGCAGCUGUUGACCUAUCAUCCAACUGGAAACAAGGCCAUCGAGACCAAUCUUGCGAACCUACAAUAUCAACAGAUGAACCUGGAACCAUACCAAUUUGCAGCGUCCGUACAGAACAUAUUGGCAACCAACAGCGAGAUCCUAAAGUUGGUCAUCUCAGGCCAAACAUGGUUGAACAACAAGUCAGCAAUCAACCAUCUACAAUAUGGCGCAGUCCUAGAGUACACCUAUCAAUCAACAUCAAUGAUCCUGGACAACUCGGAUGCCAUCAGAUCAUCCAGCAUAUACCAUCUGUGUCUGACAAUCUUUGUCAUUGUAAUACUAAUUAUAGUCAACUUGAUGAUCAUGCGCGACAGUUACAAUCUGAUCAUUUAUCCAUUGGAGAAUGUGAUGGCAAUCGUCAAGACUCUGUCCAAACAGAAUGCUGCCAUACUAAAGAAGUCAGAGUCAUUGGAGAAUGCCACGGUUGCUGUCAAGGAGCCACAUGGCAAUAAGAAUCAUCACUCUGGACUGGACGAUGGGUCAGAUGAAACUGGAUUCCUCAUUGGUAUGCUUAGCGAGAUUGAUGGCUCACUUCAAGCGGCUAAAGAGAAGGUCGAAGAGGAGUCCAACCAGAACUCCAAGCUCAAGAGCGAGAUUGAGGACCUGAACGCCGAGAAGUAUAUACUUCAGAUUCACUUGGAUUCUGUUCUGCGAAGGAUAGAGUUUGAGGACACUGUUGGAAAGCUGUUGAAGAAGAAUAUGGACUUGCUGGCGAUCAAUGCCAAGCCAUUACCAGAUGGAGUCAAUGGAGAUGAUAUCAAGUUCAAGACAGAGGACAACAAUCCAGACAAGUUCAUUGUUUUGGCUGGCUCGUUGGACAAGCUGAUCGAUCGCCUGACCAUCAUCAACAACCAUGACAUGAAGUUUGCCAACGUCCUACUCAUGACCUAUAGACGAUUCAUCUCGCCUGUCGAGCUGAUGGAGCGUCUGAUCAUUCGCUUCUGUGUCACACCCGCGCUGGCACUGUCGCCCACCUUUUUGCAGAUGGACGAGUACGUCUCGGACUGGCGCAGGACCAAGCAGGAGCAGUCGCGUCUCAGCGUGUUCAACGUUAUCAAGCUGUGGAUUGGCAAGUUCUACUGGGACUUCAACGAUCCCAAGAUGAUUGAGUUGCUUAACUUUUUACUCAAGACCAUCAUGCCCUCGUUCAAAAUGGAUCGCUAUGCUUCGCACCUCGAGACAGUGUUCCGUCGCAAGCAAGACGGCUACGUGCCACUUCGCGAGUACAUCCCACCACCCAUGCUCACACAGGAGGAGGUGGCCCAGAUGAUGGUCGUGGACGACCGCGUGCUCUUCAACUUUGACAUCAACGACAUUGCCAUCCAGAUCACGCUCAUUGAGUUUGAGCAGUUCAAAUGCAUCCGCCCACACGAGCUGCUGGACCUGGCGUGGACAAAGGCAAAGACCAAGUACAAGACAUCGCCCAGCAUCUGCCGCUUCACCGAGCACUUUAACAACUUUAGCUUCUGGAUCCAGAUGCAGGUGGUCAAGCACGGCAAGGUCAAGGAGCGUGUGUCUGCACUCAAGCGCAUCAUCGCGUUGGGCGAGUGCUUUGUCAAUCUGAACAACUUCUAUGGCGCGAUGGGCGUGCUGGCAUCGCUCGAGUCGGCAGCCGUCUCACGUCUCCAGAAGACAUGGGAUCAGCUGCCCGAGGCCUCAGUCGAAUCAUACCGCGCACUCCAGGCAUUGCUGUCGCCCAAUGGCAGCUACAAAGUGUACAGAGAGCGUCUGAACCAGACGUCAUCGGCGUGCAUCCCAUACCUGGGCGUCUAUCUCACCGACAUUACAUUCAUCUACGAGGGCAACCCCGACCACAAGGACGGUCUGAUCAACUUCACCAAGUUGCGCGAGAUCACCACGACCAUCCUGUCCAUCCUCCAGUUCCAAAACACGCUGGAGUACUACUAUGAGCCCAACGAGAAGAUCCGCUCGCAGCUGGACUUGCGCGCACCCAACUCAGACACCAUCUACAAGAUGAGUCUGACAGCAGAGCCAAGGAGAGCUUAA